Macadamia integrifolia is the source of this 2217-nucleotide messenger RNA. Its product is annotated as disease resistance protein RUN1-like. Bases 1 to 2217 code for a protein of 738 amino acids. Gene Ontology annotation, biological process: signal transduction; defense response. The record is from RefSeq and is a predicted model, not a curated record. Gene Ontology annotation, molecular function: ADP binding. Lineage: Eukaryota; Viridiplantae; Streptophyta; Magnoliopsida; Proteales; Proteaceae. The transcript has 7 exons.
AUGGCUUCUCCUUAUGACGUGUUUAUCAGUUUUAGAGGUUCAGAUACUCCCACAAACUAUAGCAAAUAUUGUCUCAUGGAACUUGCUGAGAUAUGGGAGUGUCAUUUAUCUAAUGGUCAAACCAUUCUGCCCGUAUUCAUUGAUGUUGAGCCACUAGAUGUUCGACAUCAGACUGGAAGUUUUAAGGGACCAUUUCAGGAACACCAAAGGAAGUAUGAGUCUCCUGAUGUAAACAGUUGGAAGAACGCUUUGAAAGAGGUGGGGAAUCUAAAGGGAUGGCAUCUCAAGGGGGACACAACAAUUGAGGAUCAAUUAAAUUUAGUCAAGCAAAUUGUUCACAGUGCUUUGAGAGAACUAAAUAGCAUCCCUUUUGAUGAAUGCAAAUACCGUGUUGGAAUAGAUUCCCACAUAGUUAAAUUACUUUCUUUAUUAAAUAGUGGUUCUAAUGGUGUAUGCUUUGUGACAAUAUGUGGCAUGGAUGGUCUUGGAAAGACAACCAUAGCAAAGGCCAUCUAUAAUUGCAUACUUAGAAGCUUUGAUGGGAGCAGCUUUCUUACAAAUGUAAGAGAAGAAGCAUCACAAGGAGAUAAGGGUUUACUUUCCUUGCAAAAACGACUUCUUAACGACAUCUUGAAAAGGUACCACGAAGUAAGCAUUGUUUCUCAAUUGGUAAAAAUGCUACUUCAUGGAAAAAAAGUUUUUAUUCUAGAUGAUGUGGAUGAUCAUGUACAGCUUGAUGUAUUGGUUGGUGGAAUCAAUUGGUUUGGUCAAGGAAGUAGGGUCAUCAUAACAACUACAGAUGACCAAAAAAAUGAACCUCCAGAAAAGUUUAAGGAGCUUUCACAUAAAAUCGUACAAUAUGCUAAAGGAUUACCCCUAACUUUAGAGGUGUUGGGUUCUUUUUUAUUUGGCAAAGAGAAAGAAGACUGUGAAGAUAUAUCAGAAGGAUUGAAAGAUAUCCUUGAUAACAUGGUCUCUGGAAUGUCGAUAAAAAGGUAUGAUGAAAAGACAUUUGCAAAAUUGAUGAUAAGCUACAAUAAACUAAGUGAUCAUGCGAAAAUCAUAUUUCCUGAUACUACAUGCCACUUUAUUGGAUGUGAAGCAGACAAAGCAAUUACAAUAUGGGAAGCUUGUGAGUUGCGUCCAAGAUUAGCCAUAAAAGAACUCAUUCUAAAGCACCUCUUAAAGAUUGAUGAUGGGAAAUUGAUGAUGCAUGAUCAACUUCAAUUUAUGGGAAUGACAAUUGUCUCAAAAGACACUAAUGGGGGCCCUGCCAAGCAUACUAGAUUGUGGUCUCAUUUUGCCAAGUCCAUUGGUAAUCUAAAACAACUGGUUGAGCUUUCUGUAAGUGGGACAAAGAUUAAUGAGUUGCCUGAUGGUAUAGAUUACAAGAGGCUUCAACCACUCCUAAUCAGCAUGAGUUCUUUUGCUCAACUUCAGGAGCUAUAUUUGCAAAGUUACAUGAACCUUGAAUCUCUCCCAAAGCUUCCCUCCACUUUAACUCGUCUAGAAGUGAAGAAGUGUAUUUCGCUGCAGAUAAUUUCAGAUCUAUCACACGUGGAAAUGUUGAAGGAAUUAUUGGUUUAUGAUUGUGAAUCAUUAGUAAAAGUACCAGAUUUGUCAAAACUGAAGAGAUUGGUAGAGUUGAAUGUGGAAGGUUGCCCCAAAUUAACAGAGUUGUUGAAUUUGUCUAACCUGAAAAAAUUGAGAAAAUUAGAGAUUUUCAACUGUGAAAAUCUAGAAAAAAUUCAUGGAUUGGAAGGAACAGAGUCCUUGGAAGUGUUGAUUUUGUCGUGUUGCCACGAAUUAACAGAGUUACCGGAUUUGUCAAACCUGAAAAAAUUGAGUGAAUUAGAAAUUGAUAGUUGUGAAAAUAUAAAGGAAAUUCAUGGCAUCCAAGGAAUGGAAUCAUUGAUAGUGUUGUUAUUGAUAGAUUUCCCCCAAUUAAGAGAGUUACCUGACAUGUCAAACCUGAAAAGAUUGACAAGAAUAGAUAUUGGAGACUGUAAAUCUAGAGAAAAUUCACCUCUUUCAAGGAGCAGAGUCUUUGAAAGAGUUGACAGUGAACGAUUGCUACAAAUUAACAGAGACGAGGAAGAUACAUGGGCAGAUUUCUUCAGAUGGUCUGAUGCUUACAAUGAUAAUGAUGAGGAUGAGGAUGAUGAGGAGGAUGAUGAGAGAGAUAGGAACUACAAUGAAACUUGUCUUGAUGGUUGA